Zootoca vivipara (common lizard) is the source of this 2223-nucleotide messenger RNA. Its product is annotated as vomeronasal type-2 receptor 26-like. Lineage: Eukaryota; Metazoa; Chordata; Lepidosauria; Squamata; Lacertidae. The record is from RefSeq and is a predicted model, not a curated record. Gene Ontology annotation, cellular component: plasma membrane. Gene Ontology annotation, molecular function: G protein-coupled receptor activity. Gene Ontology annotation, biological process: G protein-coupled receptor signaling pathway.
AUGGCUUCUCAGAUGUUUUAUGUUAUCCAUGAAGUUUCCUUCAAGGAAAAUCCUUCUUUGAACCUUUUUGAUGUGCCUAAUGUGGUGACAAAGUUCUAUCAGCAUGCCCUUGCCUUAGCAUUUGCUGUGAAGGAGAUCAAUGAGAAUCCCAUGAUUUUGCCCAAUGUUACACUUGGGUUCCACAUUUACGACAGCUACUAUGAUGCAAGGAUGACCUACCGCACCACUCUGGACCUUCUCUUCAAGUCAGAUAGAUUUGUCCCCAACUACAAAUGUGACAGCCAGAAAAAACUCAUAGCUAUCAUCGGAGGACUUGGUUUUCAUAUCUCCCACUAUAUGGCAAACAUCUUAGGUCUUUACAAGAUUCCUCAGUUCACAUAUGGCUCAUUUCCCCCAGUGAAAGAAACUGAUAAUAGACACUCCCUUUCCUUUUACCACAUGGCUCCAAAUGAGUCCCAUCAGCACAGGGGGAUCAUCUGGCUACUUCAGAAGUUUAGGUGGACAUGGGUUGGGCUCUAUGUUGCAGCUGGGAACAGCGGAGAACCAUUUUUGGAGGCACUAGAAUCAUUAUUUUUCCAGAAUGGAAUCUGUUCGGCAUUUGUCAAAAGGAUUCCACAGCAAGCCCAUUUUGAGAAUUUUGGGGACAUACUCAACACAGCUUCCAAUUUGCAUUUACCACUGAGAAAUAAAACACCCAGUGUGUUUAUCAUGUACGGAGAAUCAAUGAUACUUUCAACUUUCAGAACUUUUCUAUUAGUCCAAGAUGCAUUAAAUGAUGAAAACACAUUAUAUGGAAAAGUGUGGAUUAUGACAACCCAGAGUGAUUUCAUUUUAUCAGGCCUUCAAAGGAGUUUGGAUCUCCAGUUGUUCCAAGGUGCCAUUUCCUUCACAAUUCACACAAAUGAGCUUCCAGGAUUCAUAGAAUUUCUUCAGAUCACAAAACUUGAUAGGAAACAAGGAAAUGGUUUUCUCAAAGACUUCUGGGAGCAAGCAUUUGACUGUUCAUUUCCAGAUCCAGGGAUGCCUAUCAUGGUUGAUGGCACAUGUACCGGGGAGGAGAGGCUGGAAAGUCUCCCUGCGAGUCUUUUCGAAAUGCAGAUGAUUGGUGACAGCUACAGCAUCUAUAAUGCUGUCUGGGCUUUUGCUCAUGCACUGCAUACUAUGCUCACAACCGGACCCGAGCACAACACAAUUCUGGGGAGUAAUAGUAUUGAAUUUCUAUCUCUCCAGCCUUGGCAGCUCCACCCAUUUCUUCAAGGCAUUUCAUUUAACAACUCAGCUAAUGAAGAAGUGUCCUUUAAUUACAAGAGGGAAAUGAGAGAUAUGGACAACUGUUUCACAUGUCCAGAAGAUCAAUAUUCAAACAAGAAUAAAAAUGGGUGCAUCCACAAAACUAUACAUUUUCUAUCUUAUAAAGAAAGGUUAGGGGUUACAUUAGCCACUGUUGCUAUUUCAUUUUCCCUCAUUACAGCCUUGAUGCUAGGAAUAUUUAUUAAGCACAGAGUCACCCCCAUAGUGAAAGCCAACAACAGGGGACUCACCUAUACUCUCCUCAUCUCCCUCCUGCUCUGCUUCCUCUCAUCUUUGCUCUUCCUUGGCCAACCUGGGAAAGUGACCUGCCUUCUCCGACAAUCUGCUUUUGGCAUCAUCUUCUCCAUGGCGGUUUCUUGUGUAUUGGCCAAAACCGCCAUAGUUUCUCUUGCAUUUAUGGCCACAAAGCCUAGAUCUAGGAUGCAGAAAUGGGUGGGGAAAAGACUAGUCUAUACCAUUGUCCUUUCCUGUACCUUCAUUCAAGCGAGUAUUUGCACCUUGUGGCUAGCAACCUCUCCCCCAUUCCCUGAUUUAGACAUGCAAUCAUUAACUGAAGAAAUCAUUGUGCAAUGUAAUGAAGGGUCUGUUACCAUGUUUUAUUGUGUCCUUGGUUACUUAGGCCUUUUGGCCAUUGCCAGUUUCCUUGUGGCCUUCCUUGCCCGCAAGUUACCGGACAGUUUUAAUGAAGCCAAGUUCAUCACCUUCAGCAUGCUAGCAUUUUGCAGUGUAUGGCUCUCCUUUCUUCCAACCUACCUGAGCACAAGAGGAAAAUACAUGGUGGCUGUAGAGAUCUUCUCAAUAUUGGCUUCCAGUUCUGGGUUGCUGGGUUUCAUCUUUUCCCCUAAAUGCUACAUCAUUGUGAUGAGGCCUGAACUAAACAGCAGGGAACAACUCAUAAGAAGAAAGUGUUAA